Messenger RNA from Macrosiphum euphorbiae (potato aphid), 288 nucleotides. NCBI's taxonomy places the organism in Eukaryota, Metazoa, Arthropoda, Insecta, Hemiptera, Aphididae. The record is from the annotation of a GenBank genome assembly.
AUGUUUCCGGUGCAAAUAUUCGUUGUUUUAUCAAUGAUGAUUAUUAUUAAUCAAGCAGCAUUAACAUUGAACUAUCAACAAUCUAAUCCACCUUUCACACCAGAAUUUGAUAAAACUAAUACUGGUAUAAUAAAAAAAAAGUUAUAUCUUAAUGGAAAUGGACAUUAUUCUGAUGUUACAAGUCGAUAUGAUUUUAUUUUAAGAGAUUUACUUAAAAAUUCACAUGCCUCGUUAAUACCUGAUGAUAAAAAGUGGUGUUAUGGUCCGUAUGGAAAGUACAUAUGUUGA